AUGAAAGCGUUAACGUUAAGCUAUAUCAUCAUUACUUCGGCGGCAAUCGUGGCGGCUGAGUACGUGGAACCUUAUAGAGCUCAUCCCACCACACAGUGCUCCGAAGAUAGCCAUUGUCCAGUUGAAUGGCCAUGCUGCUCUCAAUAUGGAGAGUGUGGGAGCGGUCCGCUAUGUAUUGUGGGAUGUAAUCCCAAAUUCUCUUUCUCUGUGAACAGUUGUAUUCCAAGUCCAGCAUUGUUGCCUAAGAUGUUAAAGAAAAACUCAAAUGGAGUACAGGCACUAAGUGCUAAAGGAGAUCCAAGUUUACUAACUACUUUUAAGGUAAAGGAAUCAUAUGAAUUCACUACCCAUCAUGAGGAGCAAGCCGACUACAUCUCUCAAAAUGAGAAAGAUUUAAACAAGCGUGGUUUGAUUCACUUUCCAGACUUCUUAAUCACCUCAAAAGAAAGCGUUGCUAGACAAAUGUUGGAGCAAUAUGACUUUACUCAUAGUGGUUUUGCAAGUAUAGAUCCUGUUAACAAUGAUCUAAUCCUUGGAAUGCCAAAGAAAUCAACCGGUAGCUUGAUAACGUCAACGAAAUCGUUCCUUUACGGCCGUGCCGCAGUUACGUUGAAGACAAGUAGAGGAGUAGGCGUUGUUACAGCGAUAGUGCUAAUGUCGUCCUCUCAGGAUGAAAUUGACUUCGAAUUCCUUGGUGGUGAAUUAAAUAUGGUACAGACCAACUAUUACCACCAGGGCGUGUUAGACCACCAUAAAAUGGAAAAACAUCACAUUUCAUCUGACAGCUUUGAAGAAUUCCAUAUAUAUGAGGUAGACUGGGACAAUGAACGUAUUUUAUGGUUAGUGGAUGGCGUAGUUGUCAGAACUGUUUACAAACGUGAUACUUGGGAUCCAGCCAAGAGGGUCUACAGAUAUCCACAAACACCAAUGUCUCUCCAGGUAUCGGUCUGGCCUGCAGGCACUCCAGAGUCCGCAGAGGGAACCGUACAAUGGGCGGGAGGUCUAGUAGACUGGGACAAUCUGCCGGAUAUCAAAGAGAAGGGUCAGCUAUAUGCCACUGUCAGGCGUAUUUCCAUCACACCUUAUGAAAAUAAAUUCUGGCCUGCUCUUGUACAAUCGUCCUACGCUAAUGCAUUGGCUGGUGAGGCUGGAAACUUGAAGAAACCUCACAUUUCAUACGCAUAUGCCCCGUCAGCAGGGUUUUUCGACGAAUCGAGCUUGAAAAUGUACGUUAAUGCCGUAUCCCACUUGGCUAAGUGGACUUCUACAGGCUUAAAUCCUCAUCGCUGA
This is a messenger RNA of Eremothecium sinecaudum, 1290 nucleotides long. RefSeq names its product putative glycosylase (gene CRR1). The record is from RefSeq and is a predicted model, not a curated record. Bases 1 to 1290 code for a protein of 429 amino acids. Gene Ontology annotation, cellular component: fungal-type cell wall. NCBI's taxonomy places the organism in Eukaryota, Fungi, Ascomycota, Saccharomycetes, Saccharomycetales, Saccharomycetaceae. Gene Ontology annotation, biological process: fungal-type cell wall organization; carbohydrate metabolic process. The transcript has a single exon. Gene Ontology annotation, molecular function: glycosyltransferase activity; hydrolase activity, hydrolyzing O-glycosyl compounds.